Rotaria sordida is the source of this 915-nucleotide messenger RNA. The record is from the annotation of a GenBank genome assembly. NCBI's taxonomy places the organism in Eukaryota, Metazoa, Rotifera, Eurotatoria, Philodinida, Philodinidae.
AUGCAAAUGAUAUCGACAAACAGUAACACAUCUUCUUCAAAUAAUAACAAUAUAUUAAAAUAUAUUUGUUCAUAUAUAAAAUAUAAAUUUAAUAAUCUAUUUGCCCAUGGUUUAAUUUUUAUUAUUCCAUUAUUAACUAUUAUAAGUGUAUUUAUUAUAUUAAUAUUUAGUGUAAUUUAUUAUUAUACUGAAAAAACAGAUAAUUAUGAAGGUGCAUUAUGGCAAACAUUUACACGUAUACUUGAUCCAUGUGUUGCAGCAGACGAUGAAGGUUUAAAAAAUCGAAUUACAUCUGGAAUUGUUAUACUUUGUGGCCUUGUUAUUAUUGCAAUAUUAAUUGGUGCAAUUGUAACUUUUAUGGAUGAAAAAUUAAAUGAAUUAAAGAAAGGACGUACAACAGUUGUUGAAAGGAAUCAUACAAUAAUUUUAGGAUGGUCACCAAAAAUAUUUGAUAUUAUUAAAGAAUUAAUUAUUGCAAAUGAAAAUCAACGUAAUCCUUCAAUUGUUAUUUUGACAUCAAAAGAUAAUAGUGAAGUUCAAUAUAUGAUUAAGGAUAAAGUAAAUAAUUCAAGAAAUACAAGAAUUAUUUAUAGAAAUGGUGAUCCUAUGUCGAUUAAUAAUUUGAAAAAAUUGAGUCUUAAUCAAGCACGAUCAAUAAUUAUACUGGCACCGGUAAUAAACAAUCCUGAUGUUAGAGUAAUAAAAACAAUAUUAGCAAUUAGAAAUAGUCCACGACGAAAUAACAUUAAUUUUCAUAUUGUAGCCGAAAUAAAAGAACGAAUCAAUUUAGAAGCGGCAAUGAUUGCAGGCGGAGAUGAAGCAUUAUUUGUCUAUGCUGAUGAAAUAAUUGCACGUAUUAUAGCUCAAUCAUGUCGACAAAGUGAUUUAAGUGUAAUAUUAACGAUUUUAUUAUAA